UGAAGGAUCAACAGGCAGCCUGAACAUUCGCUGCUCUCUGUUGCUACAAACUUAAGACUUGUGCAAAGCCUGUAAAGAAUGGGAAAGACUUGUGUAACUUUUUGGCCAAGACAACUCACUGUCAUGUGGAUGUACUUCAGUCGACUUCUUUCGUUGAUGCUCUAAACAUGGCAAGUCUUUCAGCACAGAGCCAAGGGAGGCUGUCUGGAGAGGAUUAUCAGGGACAAAAAUGAGAAAACAUUCUGCCUUAUAGAGGAGACACAUCUGCAAAGAUGAACCCAGAAUCUCUGGACUCGUCCAUCCAGGGUGCCCUCUCGGCCCUCUUCCCUCCUUUCGAGGCCACAGCACCCAUCGUCCUCAGCCAGUUGUUUCGCACCAUAGAGGAGCGUUACCACGGUGAUGCGUUACAGUGUCUGCUGGACUUCCUUAUCCCCUCUAAGCACCUGCUGGAGAGUGUCCAACAGGCAGCAUGCGCUGGAUACUCUGAUGUGGUUUUCCGCUGUGAGGGCUGGCCUCUGUGUCUCCAUGACAAAACCGUCAUCCAGUUAGCACCCGUUAACCCUUUGCUGCUGCGCCCUGGAGACUUCUAUCUUCAGGUUGAACCUUUCGGGGACCAAGCAGCUCGCAUUGUCCUCAAAAGUCUUCUGGAGGAGGGUUGUCGAGAGGUGGAGGAGACCCCCGUCCCUGAGACCUCCUACCCCUGCAUCUUCACUGAGGAAUGGCUGCAGGACAUCAAUGAAGGACGCCAGGGAACCCCUCUGUCACGUUGCUUGCUUUGCACAGAUCAAGGAGUAAUUAAGUUGCCUUGGGCUACAAUUGCCAUCCCAGAGUUUUUAGACAAACCUAAGAUCAUGCCAACUUACCGGGAAGCUCCCCCUGAGCCAAAACAGAUCUCAGUUCCCUCCCAUUUCAAUUCCUCCACCCUCCCAAUGGAAGCCAUUUUUCUUUCUUCAAAAGACCGAAUGCCAGCAUCUUUGCGACCUGCGGACUGUUCUUCCAAACUUGUCAAAAUGGAUCAUGAUAGACGAACCCCCAAGUCAUGCUCCAGACCUUUAAUCAAACCUGUUGGUUGGGUUUCUCCUAACACCUGGGACAGCCGUAACUAUCGAGAGAUAGAGGGCGAUUAUGUAGACCUGGUAGAUAUCGCCAAAGGGAAGGAGUUUGUGGAUAAACAGAGAGGCAGUCAUCCAAAUCCACCCAAUCCAGUUUUGUUCAAACCUGUCAGACCACCGCCACCUGUGCCUCUUGGGAAUAGCGUUCCCUGUGGACGCACCCUUCAGUAUCCAGAGGAGCCUUGUACACCGUGCAGCCAGAGACGGCUGGGGCAUGAGCUCACUGAUCAAGACUUGAAGUGUAGAUACAGAGACUCAUAUGUGGCAGCACUGAGAAACCCAGUUGCCUUUGAAAGGGGGAGUGUGGACCUUCUGGCUGCGCUGGAGGAGGUCGGCGUUUGUGAAGAGGGUGAACUAAGAUCCAGGGGUGCAUUUGAAGCUCAAAGAGGCGAACUCACAAACUUUUGUGUCCACUGUAACAAACCCACGAUAAGUAAGGAGCUCUGCCAAUACAGACACUGCUGUGAACCGACACCGGAAAACUUUGUGCCUCACCUCAAGGACCUUCCCACAAGUUCUGAUUCAGAAAACCUCAUGAAGGAAUCACCCAAGAUUUUGAUAUCAACCCCUGGCUUGAGCCACAGUCACAAAGUUCACAUGAAACUUAUAUCCCACCAGUCACAACAUAAUGCAAGUGUGCAUCCAGAAUCAGAUGGUGAUGUUAAACCACAUCAGAAGGUGGAGGUCGUGAAACCAUCAGGAAAACACAAAGUUAAGGUUAGGUCUCUGUCCACCGUGUCAGAGACUUCUAAAGGAAGUCCACUUCUCUAUAAACUCAACAACAGGAGCCACAGCGAUAUCUGCCCUGAAACAAUCACCAGCAUAAUGCAGUGUAAAAAAGGUGAACUGUUGGAUCAGGUGACUCUGAAGCUGGAAAGACUCAAGCCCCCUAAAAAAGACUCACAGUCAAGUAGGGGUGAGACUCCCUCCACUGCAGAUGGACCAGACGCCAAACUCCAUAACUCAAAGAUAGAAAAGCCAUCUUCUGCACAAGUUCAAUUACCCUCUGCAAGUUCUGACACUCCUCAGCCACCACAGACCAAGGAAUCAAGUUUGAAAAGCAUCAGUGGUCUACUGGAACUGGGCAUUAUUACUUUGCCAGGCAGCAGGGACAGGACAGGCAGGGCAGUGGUGGAGGUCCAUGGAGGCAGAGAUGAGUGGAUGUCCCCUCUUGUUACAGCCCAGAAUGUCUGUGAAUUAUUACUCUACUUACACUCCAUACCAAGGAAAGAAGUGCGGGAGCUAGGAAUGACUUUGGUCAUCAAUGCCAGGAAGAAGCCUCCUUCACUUCACCUCUACAAAGCUCUACUGAUGGCGCAGGAGCAAGCUCUCCAUGCUGUCCAUAGUAUUGUGAUGCUGAUGGAUAAAGACACGUGUCCUCGACCUGAAAAACAGCCAGGGUUACAGAUGGACAUGGUGACCUCUAUGAAAGCCCUCAACAAGACAGUUGAAUCUUCCCAGCUGACCUCUGACCAUGGAGGGACAUUUACUUACAGUCAUGCCGACUGGCUGCAGUUCCAUCAGAGACUGGUUUCCUUCAUGGCUGACCUGCAAGGAGCAGACAGCUUGCUGCAGAAGGCCAUCAAGAAAGUGGAUGGCAGCAAAAAGAUAGACACCGCCCAGGAAGUGCAGCAAUGCAUUGAGGAACAGAGGGCCUCAAUGAAAGAAGUGCUCGAGGAUACUCGACUGGUAACUCUGCAGAGAGAAGGAGGGGCCGCACUGGCCAGAAUGAGGAGGGAGGAGUUCAGAUUCCCUCAGUCUGAAGACUACAGAGAUGCUCUGGAGUCAGUGACGAGUCUGUAUAACCAAGUGGAGGAGAAGCUCCACACUCUGGUGAUGAGAUCAAAUGAGUCACUGCAGCACCUGGAGUUCCUCUUCAGGCUCAGAGAGAUGGAGGCCAAAAUUAGCACGGCUGGGAUGUGGUUCAGUUCAGAAGGCGAAGAGAGACUAAAGGACUCUUACACAACAGAUGAGACCCUGGUGUGCACUGAAAAGGCCUUGCAACACUUUGAUGAUUUUCUCACUGAGUCUAAGGAGAAACAACGGUACGCCUUGACGCUAGUGACGGCGGCAGAGGAAGUUGUUGGCAUGAGUGAUUCCAGUCCUGCAACAGAUGUUUUUCUCACUAUGGUCAGCACUUUCAAAUCCAAUAUGGAUGAUUUUAUGUUGCGGGCAGAACAGAGGCACAAAGAACUGGACACACUGGUUCAUAUGUACCGCUUCUGUGAACAGGCAUCUGCCCUGGCCAAGGAAUGCAGUCAUUUUUUGGAGCAGGUAGAGCAGGGGUGUUACUCAGCUCAGACCCUAAGCACACUCCAGAUGUAUGAAGAAAGAUUAGGUGGCGAAUUCUCCACCCCGCACCUCCAGGCUGUGAAAGCUAAGGCCUGUGUGGUGCAAAGAGGGGCCUUGGGGGUGAUGAGAGUGUGGAAUGCAGCCUGGGUCCAGUGCCAAGAAGUAAGGCAGCGUCUUGAGGAGAUGCAAAAAAAGGAGAAAAGCACAGAUAAGAACCAGAUCCAGCAUACCACAUCUGCAAAGUCUCAAGGGAAAGAUGGAGGACUGGAGAAGGAGGAGAAGGGGAGCGAGGUGGGGGAGGAUGAAUGCUCCCUGACCCAGCAGCUGACCUCUCAAAAAGAGGUAGUCAAUAUCUCAGAAAGUGAAAGAGAAACUGCUGCAUGCUUCAACCAACAAUUAAAAACUGACUCAAAAAUGAGCAAGAAAGGACAAUCACAAGCGCAGAAUGUACCUGAAGCAGCAGUUAAAAAUGAGAAACUGGCUCCAGUUUUUGCACAAAAAUCUGACUGUCAUCCAGAAGUCAAACGGAGGCUAAGAGAACACCACAGCGAGGCAGAUCUGAGAAGCGCAGACUCAGUCAAAGGGGGGGAUAAUUUUUCACCGCACCAACCUUUGGGUCGGUCCCUAAGCGAGGGCUCUUGUGUGAGCUCUCAUUUGGUGAGCAUCUCUGACUUUUCACCUUUGAAUGUAAGACACAAACACUGUCAGGGCAAAACACAGCCACUGGAACAAAAUCUGCAGCUCAUCCAAAAUAUGCCCAUUUCCCAUAACGAGAGUAUAUGCUCUGGAAACUUGAGCUGCGAGUCAAAAAGAGACAGUAAUGAAGAAGAGGGUGGGGGAUGUACAGUCUCACACCAGAGCCCUAAAGAGUCAAGGACCCCGGAGACAUUACUCACGGCAGCAGAAGACAAUGGCAGCAAUGUUUUGAAACUGCGGCGGAUCAUGGAGGAGCUGCUGUCCACAGAGAGGGAGUAUGUGAAGGCUCUAGGUUACGUUCGAGAGCACUACUUCCCUGAGCUAGAGAGGUCUGACGUCCCUCAGGACCUCAGGGGCCAGAGGGGGAGCAUCUUCGGCAACUUAGAAAAGCUCCACGACUUCCACCGACAUUUUUUCCUGAAUGAGUUGGAGACCUGCCUGAAUGAACCUUUCAGAGUGGGACGCUGCUUCCUACGACACAGAGAGAGCUUUGCCUUGUAUGCCCUUUACAGCAAGAACAAACCGCAGUCUGAUAGUCUUCUCAUCAAUCACGGACAGGCUUUCUUCAAGCAAAAGCAAUUGAAACUGGGGGAUAAAAUGGACCUGUGGUCAUACCUUUUGAAGCCCGUUCAGCGGAUCAGUAAGUACAGCUUGCUGCUCCAGGACAUGGUGAGGGAAUGCGGUGCAGGACAAACCAGAGAGAUGGCUGAGAUCAAGGCCGCCCUGGAGGUCAUCCACUUCCAACUCCGCCACGGCAACAACCUGCUGGCCAUGGACGCCAUCCAUCAGUGUGAUGUUAAUCUGAAGGAGCAGGGGCAGCUGAUACGUCAGGAUGAGUUCUGGGUCACAUUCAGGAAGAAGAAAUGUUUACGUCACAUUUUUCUCUUUCAAGAACUCAUCCUUUUCAGCAAAACCAGGAAGACAGACAUAGGAAAUGAAACAUAUGUCUACAAACAGUCAUUCAAGACAUCAGAUGUAGGGAUGACCCAGAACAGCGGUGACAGCGGCCUGUGUUUUGAGAUCUGGUUCAGGAAAAGAAAAACCCAGGACACAUACACACUUCAAGCAGUCAGCCGGGAGGUGAAGGAGGCAUGGACCAAGGACCUGGAACGAAUCUUGUGGGAGCAGGCGGUACACAACCGAGAGGUCCGCAUGCAGGAGAGAGUUUUCAUGGGUAUUGGAAACAAGCCUUUCAUGGACAUCCAGCCCAGUGAUGCAGCUAUCAAUGACAGAGCUGUCAACUACGUAUUAAUGGGAAGAGAGAACAGGGUGCUGUCCUCUUUGGGAUCAGGUAGUCCACAGGACAGGCUUCCUGGGGGUCGGCCAAAAUCUCUUGGUUCAGGAAGCAGUUCAUCUUCCUCCUCUUCUUCUGGAAGAGGUUCCCUGUCCCCUGUGGGAUACCUGUGUGGGCCAAAGCGGAGAGUGGUUUCAGGAGGCCCUGGAGGAUAUGUAUCGCCUCCUGGAGGUCUGGAGGAGGAUGACCUGGACCAUGAGAGUGGGAGUCACAAUUUAUUGUUGGACAGCUCUGAGUCAUCAGGAGAUAGUGUGAGUGGCUUCAGCAGCUCCAGUCACAGCUACCACUCUGCUAUUGGAGGAGAGGCGGAGGACACCUCCUCCGUCUCUGCCUCUGUGAUCACUGUUAAGGAAGCAGUGGUUGCUGAAGCGUCUGCGGUCUUCCACAAACCAAAUGCUCUGGCAGGAUCCCCAGAAAAAACCCAGCCACCAGUUGCACCAAAGCCCAAACCCAAACCACAAUACCAGGCCAAGGAUCUGCCCUGUGGCAAGGUUCAAACCACAACUGUUGGAAAAUCCACUGAGGUUUGACCUGCAAUGCGGUACAAGAUUUGGAGGCAACCCAAAAAAAGUCGUCUGUUGGUGUCAGCAUCAAACAGCAUCCUUUUAUACCAGCUGUUACUGAAAUCCAUUACCACUCUGUAAAUAAAUGUUUUUUUAAUCUCACCACUAAAAGAAUAGGUCACAAGAUGUCUGUGAAUGUACUGUACUUAAAUUGUGAUACAUUUCUAAAUGUGUAACUGACAUGGCUUUGCAUAGUGCACAGUCUACUUUCAUAGCUUAUGUAAAGGAUCAUACCUGCUAUUUAUAACAUAAUGCUAAACUUUACAGUAGUAAAAGAAUGCGGCUGAAUAAUCCUGAUGUGCCCCAUCCUGAUCCCAGGAGAUUAAUGAAAUCUUAAGGAGAUCCGUGAAGAACUGUGUCACAGAGACAAUGCCACUUUUAUGUCCUACAUGUAUUUUCUUUUGUACAGUUUUAUCAAAUUUAAUUACUUUAAUUCAUACUUAUUUCCUCUGAAAAUAAUACACAUUCACUCUGUACUUUCUUUUCAUUAACCGUUUUGUAUAAACUAAUAUGUUACUGGUAUGGAGAUAUGUAACACUUGUAUGGCUUUCAUUUUGAAAUACAAAACAAUGAUGAAU
This is a messenger RNA of Plectropomus leopardus (leopard coralgrouper), 6535 nucleotides long. RefSeq names its product quattro b (gene quob). Lineage: Eukaryota; Metazoa; Chordata; Actinopteri; Perciformes; Serranidae. The record is from RefSeq and is a predicted model, not a curated record. Gene Ontology annotation, molecular function: guanyl-nucleotide exchange factor activity.